Messenger RNA from Argentina anserina (silverweed cinquefoil), 1961 nucleotides. RefSeq names its product rho GTPase-activating protein 3-like. The record is from RefSeq and is a predicted model, not a curated record. Gene Ontology annotation, molecular function: GTPase activator activity. NCBI's taxonomy places the organism in Eukaryota, Viridiplantae, Streptophyta, Magnoliopsida, Rosales, Rosaceae. Gene Ontology annotation, biological process: signal transduction. The transcript has 5 exons. Bases 267 to 1724 code for a protein of 485 amino acids.
ACACCUUCUUGUGUACUUGUCAUCUCUGUGUUGAAAUAACAAAUCAGAAACCAAAGAAAAGUGAAGCUUCUUCUUCUUCAUCAUCACCUUCAUCUUCACACCACCACACCCUCUUCAACUCCCUAAUAAUCAUUCCCACCUUCUCCCCAAAGCAACCCUCUUUACCAAACCCACCUCCUCCUUCUCUCUAAAUAUCAACUCCCCAUUUCCCCAUUUUUAUAUUCUCCUUCAUUUUUUUUCCUUUUGGAUUCUCCUCAUUAGCAAAAAUGGCUCGCUUGUUCCGAUCCAAAUCUUGCGGGCUCAUCGAGUUCAAGGUUCCUCCUCCGACCCGGUUCAACCAUGAAGACGAAACAGAGAGAGAAGAAGAGGUGGAAGAAGAAGAAGAAGAAGAAGAAGAAGAUGAUGAUGAUGAUGAAGGAGGGUCUGAGUUUGAUGAAUACGAAGAAGAUUCGUGUAAAGUGUCGACCCCAUUUCUGAGUCCGAUGAGGAGAGCCGGUGGGGCUCAUAAAGGUCGGAACUUUAAUACAGGACAGACCAACAACCAGUUUGCGAUUCUGGAUAUUCUGCUGGGUGCUCUGAGGAAGUCUCUGAUCACUUGCAGUGUGGAGAGGGAUGACGUGGCGUCCUCCAUUGAUAUUAGCUCACCUACGGAGGUGAGGCAUGUUUCUCAUGUCACCUUUGAUAGGUUUAAUGGGUUUCUGGGUUUGCCUACUGAGCUUGAGCCUGAGGUUCCCAGGAAGGCACCUAGUGCUAGUGCUAGUGUGUUUGGGGUCUCCGCAAAGUCAAUGCAGUGUUCUUAUGAUGAUAGAGGAAACAGUGUGCCAACAAUACUUCUUAUGAUGCAAAAGCGAUUGUACUCAGGAGGAGGCCUUAAAGCAGAAGGAAUAUUCAGAAUAAAUGCGGAAAAUACUCAAGAAGAGCGUCUUCGGAGCCAAUUAAAUAGUGGUGUAGUUCCUGAUGGAAUUGAUGUUCAUUGCUUGGCGGGUUUAAUAAAGGCAUGGUUUAGAGAGCUUCCAACACGAGUACUUGAUUCUCUUACACCAGAGCAGGUGAUGCGGUGCAACACAGAAGAUGACUGCACAGUACUUAUGCAGUCACUUCCUGCGACGGAAGCGUCACUGCUUGAUUGGGCCCUUAAUUUGAUGGCAGAUGUUGCGCAGAAUGAACAACGCAAUAAGAUGAAUGCACGCAACAUUGCUAUGGUUUUUGCUCCUAAUAUGACAGAGAUGGCAGAUCCUUUAACAGCAUUGCUACAUGCAGUGCAAGUUAUGAAUUUCGUCAAGACACUAAUCGUAAAGAUCCUGCGUGAAAGAGAGGAAUCAGCUGCUGCUGAGGCUUCACAGAGCUUUUCAUGCUCAAAAUCUCUCAACUAUAAUAGUGAUCUUCCUUGUUCCAUUAUGGGACAUGUUAAGGACAACUCAUUGAGGGCCAUCAUUAUGGACAGCCCUGAAGUCUGCAUUGACGCUAAACUAUGGUGCGCUCCUGCAAUGAGUGACGAGGAAGAGGAAAUCGAAUCCAAUUCCAAUAGUAACCCAUCUUGCAAGGAUGAACUGGAAACUGUUUGUAGAUCAGGUGGAUAUGAAGCCGGAGACUGGUUAAGCUUGAGGAAAGGAGUGCGGAAGCUGUGCAGCCACCCGGUGUUUCAGUUGAGUAAGCCGGCUAAGAAAACUGCAAAUGUUGGGAUUGUAAAUACUAGGGGAGGAGGUGGAGAAGCUUGGGCAUAGAAAUGGGAAAGCUGGGAAAGUAUUUGUAUUUGUUCAUAUGUUUGUGGUUUGUGCAAAACAUUCUAUUAGUAUAGAUAUGAGGGUUUUGGUUGAUUCUCUAGUCAGAUAUAAAAUGUUUGGAAGGAACUAACUAGAGGGGUUUAGUAAAAUAGUGGAACUCUUUCAAGGACAACCUUGCACCAUUUAAUUCGUAACUGUGUGUGUUAAUGAUAACAGUGAUGGAAGAUUUUGAUUGAA